UCCAAAUUUCUACUUCACGGAUCCGCUUCAAAGAGGCAGCUGCAGUGGAGAAUCAUGUUAAGCUCGGCUACUGCGGAGAGCCCAAGGUAGCCCAAUGAUGGAUUUUGAUGAGCGUGGUCCCUGCUCCUCUAACAUGUAUUUGCCAAGUUGUACUUACUACGUCUCGGGUCCAGAUUUCUCCAGCCUCCCUUCUUUUCUACCCCAGACCCCGUCUUCGCGCCCAAUGACAUACUCCUACUCUUCCAACCUGCCCCAGGUCCAACCCGUGCGCGAAGUGACCUUCAGAGAAUACGCCAUUGAGCCCGCCAGUAAAUGGCACCCCCGCGGCAAUCUGGCCCACUGCUACUCCGCGGAGGAGCUCGUGCACAGAGAUUGCCUGCAGGCGCCCAGCGCGGCCGGCGUGCCUGGCGACGUGCUGGCCAAGAGCUCGGCCAACGUCUACCACCACCCCACCCCCGCCGUCUCGUCCAAUUUCUAUAGCACCGUGGGCAGGAACGGCGUCCUGCCGCAGGCUUUCGACCAGUUUUUCGAGACGGCCUACGGCACCCCGGCAGCGGCCACGGGCACGCCGGCAACUUCAAGUUCGGACAGCGGCGCCGGCGGCUGCCGGGAGGCGGCGGCGGCGGCGGAGGAAAAGGAGCGGCGGCGGCGCCCCGAGAGCAGCAGCAGCCCCGAGUCGUCUUCCGGCCACACUGAGGACAAGGCCGGCGGCUCCAGUGGCCAACGAACCCGAAAGAAACGCUGCCCCUACACCAAGUACCAGAUCCGGGAGCUGGAGCGCGAAUUCUUCUUCAGUGUGUACAUCAACAAAGAGAAACGCCUGCAACUAUCCCGCAUGCUCAACCUCACCGACCGUCAGGUCAAAAUCUGGUUUCAGAACAGAAGAAUGAAGGAAAAAAAAAUUAACAGAGACCGUUUACAGUACUACUCGGCCAAUCCGCUUCUCUAAAGGCUCCAGCCAGCUGGACCUGGGAGGGGGGCUUCAUACACAGGAGAUUAUAUGCAGAUUUUGCCCUUGACAAGGUCAAGGCAUGCGGUGACUUUUGAAGAAAGGAGAUGUGCAAGAGAAGGAAGGCAAUACACGGAGACAGCCUGGAAGGAGACCGCCCAGUGGUGGUUAAGAUUUCUAAUGAUACUUGGAUUCAGAGAGUUGUGCAUCAAUGAGAAUGAAUGGUUUGGGGCCUCUGGUGGUUCACCUUUGGAGACUGCUAGAGCUAUGGGCUGGGUGUGGUCUCCAUCAGGGACUGGGCCCCCUUCCCGCCCCCCCGGGGAAAAUUAUCCCAACCCAGGACCCUCCACACGGAGCCUGGUCACCUCUAGGACCCCUGUGUCAAGAUCGCCAAACCCAAUUCAGUUUGGGAAAAGGAGCAGAAGGAAAGGAGAGGAUUCCUAGAUGUCUGGAUUGGGACUGCUUUCCAAAGUUAAUGUGAAAGAUGACUGGAUUAAGAGGUCGAUGGGAGGUGGGAGAAGGCUGUUGAUCCUUGAGGGGAAAAAUAAUCUACCAUCCCAGGUGGCAUCAGUGGCUCUCCACUCCUCCUAGCCACUCACCGCACUGUCCUAGGCCCGAGCUUCUAGCAGUCAACUGCCUUCUGCAACCCACCUAGUUUUUCCUAUCGACGAGGGUCUUCGUCUGGCCUGCCACUUUGGGCCUAAAGCCUGGUAGCAGAGCAGACCAUUCCCUGAGGUGGAAGAUAUCAAAAAGCCUAGAGGCUGCACCCAGGCCGCUGGCCCCCGGAUCCCUGCAGGAAAUGCCUGUGGAGUGCGGCAAUUUGGCAAAGUCUAUGCCACACUUAAUUCAAGCUUGGAUUUGCUCAGUGGAGCAGCGGGCCUGGCCAGCAGUCCCCAGCUAUGAGGAGCUUGAGUCCCCCAAACACCCAGUUUCAACGUCGCACUCUGCCCUUCGCCACCCUAGAACUGAGCCUGGAAGCUUUCGGUGACCUUCUAAGAGCUCAAGAGUGAUUUGGAAUUAUUUUAAAAGAUAAAUAUUAUAUUAUAUAUAUAUAUAUUUCCCUGCAAGAACCAAAGUGAAUUUUAAAAGAUGCAAUGUAGAGGGGGGGAGAAAGAUGAUGAAGAGAAUAUUUAAAGGCUCUAUCUGUUUACAGUGUUCCACGGUUAAACUCACUCACUGCUAAAAAUAUUUGAAUGUACGCUUCAUACAGGGAUGGUGUUCAAAAGACUUGUAAAUAAAGGAACCAUAACCUA
Messenger RNA from Odocoileus virginianus texanus, 2202 nucleotides. RefSeq names its product homeobox A11 (gene HOXA11). Gene Ontology annotation, biological process: regulation of transcription by RNA polymerase II; anatomical structure development. Gene Ontology annotation, molecular function: RNA polymerase II cis-regulatory region sequence-specific DNA binding; DNA-binding transcription factor activity, RNA polymerase II-specific. NCBI's taxonomy places the organism in Eukaryota, Metazoa, Chordata, Mammalia, Artiodactyla, Cervidae. Gene Ontology annotation, cellular component: nucleus. The record is from RefSeq and is a predicted model, not a curated record.